Messenger RNA from Funneliformis mosseae, 162 nucleotides. NCBI's taxonomy places the organism in Eukaryota, Fungi, Glomeromycota, Glomeromycetes, Glomerales, Glomeraceae. The record is from the annotation of a GenBank genome assembly.
AUGAGUGGUUUUAACAUUGUUUGGGUCGGCUGUGCUAUUACAGGUCUUGUUGCUCUUUCUUAUGUUGUUGUUCCCAAGGGACAACAUCAAACGUGGGCAAUUACUUAUUUGUCUCAGCUUCAUCCUCUAAUAGCUCCUAAAAGAGCACCUGGUGAACAUUAA